This is a messenger RNA of Paramuricea clavata, 3624 nucleotides long. NCBI's taxonomy places the organism in Eukaryota, Metazoa, Cnidaria, Anthozoa, Malacalcyonacea, Plexauridae. The record is from the annotation of a GenBank genome assembly.
AUGGACAUUGACACACAAAUAGACUUGACGGGCAAUGUUGUAAACACCUACUCGUCGUAUACACACGAAGUACUGCAACAGGCUACUAAGCUGAUUUCGAAAAUUCAAGUCUCGCCGAACGAAACAGGUGUAACAGAUGAAAAUUUGAAGGACGCAAUCAAUCAUCUGGAAUCUGAGAAACUUCCUUUGUACAAGUAAGCAAAAUUUUUAUUAAUGUAUUCUGUACUCAGGCUAGCUUUUACAUUUCAUUUGUCAUUAUAGCCUUUCUCACGAAUGUCAAAUUCACAAUUUUUGGAGCGCACUUUUUUUUUAAAACGACGUGAAAAAUAUAAGCGAUGUGAAAACAUUUUUUUAAAUCUUUAACUGUAAAUUAACUUAUAAUGAUUAAACUAUAUUCAUAAUUAGUUAUAGAAUCCUUUAUUUACUGCGCACCUAAAAUAAGAACAAAUCGUUUACACAACCAAUUUUUAUGUGACAAUUUUUCAUAUUUUUAUAUGACCAAUUUUUUUUGGUCGUGUAGAUGAGACAACAAAUAAUUGUUGAUUGUUGUUUAAAAAAUAUCUAUGAACAACGGUAUCUCGCGCAAUAAAACUACAAUUAUAUUUUUACAAAUAUGGGGGGAGAAAAAAAAUGACAUUUUAUGUGACAAGUAAUCUACACGAACAAUUUUUCGUAUGUGACAACUUUUAUUUGUCACAUAAAAGCUAACACGCUAGUUUUUCAGCAACUGUAUUUGCCACACAAAAAUUGCCCAAUUUUCCUCGUCUACACGAGCAAAUAAAAAUUGUCACAUAAAAAUUGUCACAUAAAAAUUGGUCGUGUAAACAGGGCUUAGAUUAAUAAACACCUCAAAGACAAAGAAUAAAUUUUUUCAACACCCUUUUUGAAAGGAUGUCAGUAUAAAAAAUAGCUAAAAUAAAAUAAUUUCUUCUCGAUUAUCCGAUACUGCAUGUGAAUAACCUCCCAAAAACUUUUUUGUAGGAUUGUUGGUGACAAUGUCGACCUAGAAGUUCAUGCUAGAAUUCAAACCAAAGAUCAUGGGAAUAAAUCUCUUCACUGGACACAUCAAUUCGCAGAACGAGCUCGCAUUUUCUCAUCGAUUCCUACAAAGCAAACCAUCAAAAAAGGUUAAAAGAUGUCCAGCUGGUUGAAUUACUGCCAUCUGCCGACAUGUUGAACCCACUAAAGUUAACUUGGGGGAUCCUCAUCAGCAGAGUGCUAUGCAAGUAUGUCAAAGCGUUGAGAUGUUUUAAAGAUGUAGUGAUCCAUCAUAUUCCCCGCAAAUAUUUUGAGAAAAUGGCAAAGAAAUCUACGUCAGUAAAUAUUUUUACUAUAUUUUGAAACGUAAAUGUCGGUAUAAAAUAUUAGUUAUAAAAUACAUAUACAAUUAUACUCUCCCAUUUUCCUAGUGAAGUGCCUCACCCCUCUAGCCCUCCUACAGAAUAGUAAAUAGUAAGCUUCUUUGGUCUGCAUGCAAAAUAGCCAAAUCCUUCAGAUAGAUUUUUACUCAUAUGUUCAUUGUUUGAUGGCAUUUUAGUGCUGCUUGGAUUUGUACUUCUUAAACCCAAACAUUGCUGGAGUGAUUGCACAGAUUCUAAAAAGUAACCAAGACAAAUAUGUCCCGACUUCCACAGUCGAUGGUAAAGAUAGUGUGUUAUUGCGUGUUGCACAGCAUGGUGACCAGUUAUUUGAAGAGAGGGGACGGAAUGUUCAGUGGGCUUUUGGUGAUGGUGCAAACCAGUAUGACAGACUAGAAGGCUUAAGGACCGAAUUUGCUGAUUGGCAUGCAAAAUUUACAUUUUACAAGGUGAAUAUACUUUGUAUAAUUCAAUAUACUCAUAUUUUUGUAGAUACAAAAAUAGAGCACCCCUAGCCUGCAUCUGUUAACAAACUGGUUAGACGGUGUUUAUAUGAGCCCCACAUAAAGGGCUGUGCCCUAGCAGUAAGGCUGAUUUUCACCACUGCCUAAGGGCUGAUUUCCUAUUACAAGUUGCACUUAAUGGUUUUGUGCAACUGAUUAUUUUUAUUAUGGCGACCAACAGACAUUUGAAUAUUAAUUUAGAACUACAUUAAAGCUUUAAAAAAAUUAAUUUGAAGUCAAUUUAAUGGCAUUUUUACUCAGCCCUACUGGAAAGUUUCCAUCCAUAAUAUGCAAGAUCUCACCCAGUAGGGCUUCUUGGUGGGCCUGCACAUGGGUUAAGUAGGACUGGCCAGCUGGCCCUCCUGUCAUAUAAACACAAACAGUGUAUUAGCAAGUGUGAUCUCACAUAGGAAUGCCAGCCCUUUAUGUAGGAAUCAUAUACAUGUAAACAGUACCUUAGAAACCAACUUGCCCCAUCCUGAACAUUCUAGACUAUGUUUUGCAGCUUGUCAGCUUGUUCAGGAGUGGGCUGCCUGUAAACUAAAGUCAUUUAUAAGAUACUGUCCAUUUGUUUACAGUCUGAUAUAUUCGUUAACACACAAUCAGCUGCUGAGAGGUAGGAACAAGUGCCGCAAGCAUAAACAGAACUGGAAAGACAAAUGAUUACAAGGAUUUCCAUGAAAGGGAAAUGGAGGCACACAUAUGUGCAGCAUUUAUGGAGAUGUUAUCAAUGAGUACACUUGAAGGUAUGAUAAUCAAUUUAUAUACUUGUAUGUUCAAAUUUUAAGCAGAUGUAUCCUAAUCCUGUUUUACAAAAUAUGUUCACUUUUAAAAGUUGGAAUAUUGAUAUUUGUAAGACAUUAAUGGUUUAUAAUUUCAUUUUGAUUGUUGAUUCAACACAUUAAAGCUGAUAAUUCGCCUGUAACAAGUGAAAUUGUCUUGCAUAUAGACAAAUAAGGCAUAUAAUAUAAGUGCAUUUGGACACAUUGCAUAUCACAUAAUUAUCUCACAUGUGAAAUCUAUAUCUAUUGUAUCUUAAAUAUUUAGAUUCUAAACCCAGUAUGCCAAAUAAAGAUGUACCAAAAACUAUCAGACAGAAAUGGUUGUUGGAUAUUUGCAAAGGCAUUGUGGACAAGUAUGUCUUUGGAGUACCAGAUGUGAAUACACUUGUUGAAGAAACUCAAAAUUUACAAAAUGCCAUGACAGCUGAAUUUGUGUGCAGAGCACCAACAUGUAAUGCAAAGUACAUACAUCACUCAGGCAGAGUAAGGUACAGUAUAGUACAUAUCUCCAAUCAGGGACGUCAGAAUGGCUGCAAAAGUGGGGGAGGGGGCACACUUUGCACCUGUCAAAGGCACAUGACAGCAGGUGGCAUUCUAGGGGGGUCUGGGGCAUGCCUCUUGGAAAAAUUUUAAAAUUAUAGUCUCUGAAGUGCCAUUUCCUGCACUUUAUAAGGAGAUUUACAGAGUUCUGAAGGUAUCAAAAUGUCAUAAAAUACUCAAAUUGUUUUGUCUACAUGCAUAACUGAAAUAAUAUCAUUUAACUUUGUGGUUUAUUACUGAUCAUUGUUAAAAAGUUAGGGGGGGGGGGCAUAAAGACAUUUAGGCCCCUCAACUAAAAAAGUGGAGAUGCCCCCCCCCCCAACUUCUGAUGCCCCUGGCUCCAAUACAAUGAAGGAAAUGUAUAAAAAUUAGUAUGGGUUCACUCUGUCUAAUGUCAUGGAUACUUAGAAGUACUCUAUUCAUGUUUUCAGGCAGAGAUAA